Chroicocephalus ridibundus (black-headed gull) is the source of this 5081-nucleotide messenger RNA. It is a transcript of the gene DCDC2, whose product is annotated as doublecortin domain containing 2. The coding region runs from base 8 to 1504 and encodes 498 amino acids. Gene Ontology annotation, cellular component: kinocilium; microtubule organizing center; axoneme. Lineage: Eukaryota; Metazoa; Chordata; Aves; Charadriiformes; Laridae. The record is from RefSeq and is a predicted model, not a curated record. The transcript is spliced from 10 exons. Gene Ontology annotation, biological process: neuron migration; regulation of cilium assembly; dendrite morphogenesis.
ACCCGGCAUGACUAGUCCCGGCACGAAGGGGUCGUGGCUCUCGCAGCCGAUGGUGAAGAGCGUGCUAGUGUAUCGCAACGGGGACCCUUUCUUCCCGGGGCGCCGUAUUGUCAUCAAUGAGAAGAAAGUGUCCAACUUCGAAGUAUUCCUGAAAGAGGUGACAGGUGGGGUGAAGGCGCCCUUUGGAGCUGUGCGUAACAUCUAUACCCCCCGGGGUGGGCAUCGUGUCCGGCAGCUGGAGGAGCUUCAGAGUGGAGAGCAGUAUGUGGCUGGUGGCAGGGAAGCCUUCAAGAAACUCAACUAUUUGGACAUUGGAGAAACAAAGAAAAAACCUGCUGAAGUCAAUAAUGAGGUCAAGCCAGUUACUCACAGUAGAAUCACAGUGUCAGCACGGUUUCGAAAACCACUCCAGGAGCCCUACACUAUUUUCUUGAUUGCUAAUGGAGACCUUAUUAGCCCUGUAACGCGCCUCCUCAUUCCCAGGAGAACACUGAAUCACUGGGAUCAUGUUCUUGAAAUGGUUACAGGAAAAGUUACCCUCAGAAGUGGAGCUGUUCACAGACUUUACACUUUAGAUGGAAAACUUGUUCAGAAUGGGUCAGACUUGGAGAAUGGGCAAAUUUAUGUUGCAGUGGGUAGAGAAAAGUUUAAGAAGCUGCCGUAUGGUGAUCUGCUGUUUAGUAAAUCUACAACGAGAAGGCCUCAGGGUUCCAAAGCCUCUGUACUACCUCCAAUUGUGGGAUCUCGAAAGUCUAAAGGCAGUGGAAAUGAUCGGCAAUCUAAAUCUACCAUUGCAUCCAGUGACCCAGGGGAAAACAGUUCUUCACCUCAGCUUCCCAAAGGGAAAGACAAAAAAAGCCAGAAUCCAGAGGAUUCUGUGUCCAGACGACACUUUUCUAACAACUCUACAAGUGUGAAACAGACAGUAAGAGUAACAGCGUCCACAGGAGUCCUUCAAGAUAAUGGUGAAGAUAUUUACAAAGACAGAGAAGAGGCGUCUGAAAUGUGGGGGGCAGCUGAAGUGCAGGAAGAUGAAGAUACUCGUGUAGAAGUUCCACUGGACCAGAGGCCAGCUGAAACUGUAGAUGAAGAAGAAAAUGUAGAAGAGGAAAAUGACAGGGGAGAGGAAGAAUAUCCAGAAGUGAAUGGAGAGGAAAGUGGUGAAACUGUUAAAGAAAGAAGUGUAGUGGAAGAAAACAAGAAGAAAUUAAAUGAGAAUGAUGAAGAUGAAGCAGAAGAAACAGAGAAUGUUGACCAAGCAGAAGAGGAACUUAUCCAUUUAAAUGGCAAGAAAGAUGAAGAAAAUGGUGAGGGAAUGGAGCAUUUGAACUACCAAGCUGAUCUUCAGCCUGAAGAAGAAAUAAAAGAGGAGGAUUCUGACAGUCAGAAACAGGUUGAUUCCCAUCUUGAAAAAACAUCCACAAAUCCAAGGGUGACAAUCACCAGCCCACAGGAAAGUGAAAAAAAAAAUGACCAGAGCAAUGACUAUGCUGCAGUUGCAUAGACAGAAAAAAUGUAACAAGCAGAAAAUGGAAGAUUAUAAUACUCUAAAUAUAAAGCAUGUUAUUUUUUGCGAUUGAUAACUUAUAAUGGGAAGAUAGGUUGAGUACCCACAUAAUGAGUCUUGAGAUGAUAAUGCCGUAUGGACUGAUAUAGGAAACAAACAUUAAUAGCUACUAGAAGAACAUAGAAUUAUUUUUACAAGGUGAUAUUUUCCGAUAGAAUUUAAGGGGGGAAAUACAAGAGUACUGUGUAGUAGUAUUAGAAAUAAAUGAACCAUUCUGUGGUAUAAGAUGGUUAGCAGUAAUUGAAUAAUCACAAAAAUGACACUGUACCAGAAAAAAAGAAAACAGAACCCACACAAAUUCAAUGCCAAAACUACUUUGCAGAUUUUUUCAGAAAAGAGAAACAGUUUCUGACUUUUAAUGAGGACAUACAUAGUUUUUCCUUUAAAAUUCCACGAUAUAAAUGCUUUCCAGGCAUAGCAUUAGGAUAUAAUUAGAAUACAUUCCUCAGUUAAUGAACUUAUGCCCACAAAAAAUGGUGUACUGUAAUGAGGUGUCAGUCCUAAUGUUACUAAAUUGUGGAUUUUCAGUACAUUUAUUAGAAUCAUUAGUUUUUACAUUCAUAAAUAGCACUUAUUUAGCACUAUGAAUGUAUGUAGAUAGCCUACAGUACUGCAGCUCUUUCCCAUUUACAGCAAGAAGUUUUGUUGAUUGUCCUACACCAAUUCACUAAACAGUGAAUUGUUAUCAUAGUAGGAAAAAAAAAAGUAAAGGAAGAGUAUGUAGCAAAUGAGUUUCAAAAGUUGAGUUUGGGUGGAUUUGUAAUUCAGUCUAGGUGAAAUUUAAUUUAUUAAUGAAAAAAAAAAUGAGUAGGCCUGGAUUCAGACUGAAAUUGCCCUGAAACCAUGCUGUCAAUGGAGCCACUGUAAUACGAAACGUGUUAGGGUGAGCCUGUAAGUUUUCUGUAGAAGUCGGCAACAAUUGCUGCAUUUUUGAAUCCUUUCCAUAGCCUUAAUGGUUGGAAGUGUAUCAUCAUCUUCUUGGGCAAGCUGGCUCCUGGUAGGCUGUGGCUUAAUUUGCAGUAGUAAAUAAAGAAUUGAUCCACAGUAUUAGUUCUCUUAAUGACACCGAUUCAAUUGCUCCUAUUGUUUCCCUGUUAGUAAUGGGAAUAAUUUGUAGUUCGUAGAAAUACAGCACAGAGAAUAAUUUCAUUAAUUAUACAAAAGAAAUAGUGGGUUUCCUUAUUGUUAAUGCUGGUAAAUUAUUACUGUGAGAAACAAAAUGUAAUUUUUGUUGAUUUCAUGCCGUUAAGACAAAAAUUACAUUUAUGAACAAAUUGAACUUGAAGCGCUGUUUGAGGAAUGUGAAGAACCACUUGUCAUGACUGAAACUCAUACAAACAUCUUCACUUUUUCUACUAACUAUUAAAUAUAUUUUUCCAAUGGAGUAGAAAUACAUAGAGAUCCUUCAGCAUGUUUCUGAGUAUUGGCAAUGUAAGUAUAAAAAACAUAACGUUAAAAACCAUAGGAACAGGGUUAGAACAGUUUGCCCUGCAUGCAGCAUCUCUGAAUUGUCUGUGAUUCGCGUGUCCUUUGUUGAACCGUCUGACAAAGAUCUGAGGGAAUAUUACAUUUGUGAUCAGUUCAAAAUAAGCUCUUAAUUUAGCCAAGCUCUUAAGCAAGUAUGUAUGCUUCUUUUAUUUCAUAAAGCAAUUAAGCUUGUGCUCAAAUGUCUUUGAUUUCACUGGGAUUUAAGAAGACGUUUAAAGUUAAGCAGAAGUAAAAAUAAAACAACCCCCUCCCUCCCCCCCCAGUAGAAUGAAUAAAAUAACAGUAUGUGCUAGUGAGGAAAAAUGACACACAGAAAUCCUCUAGGUACCUUUACAGUUAAUCCUGCAUUGGAAUAAUAUAUGCAGUAGCAUUAUAAGCCCCAAACAACACUUAACCAGCCAGAGAAGGCAGCUCUGUCUCCUCGGGGAGCUUAGGGGAAUUUACCCGCUGAACCUUCCGUGCAAAGCUGACCAAGGGAAAUGGCUAAUGCUGCGUCUUUGCUCCCUUAGAGCUAAAUAGCUCAUACGCUUACCGGUAAGCACGGGCUUAAGCGUGUUGCUGAAUCCAGACAAAUGACAGUAAUCCUGUAUUGACGUUGUACGAAUGGGCUCUUGGCUAGAAGUUAAUGGUGUACCAAAUACAGGCCUCUACUCGUUGUCAUUUUAUUGCAGAUUAAGACUUGAACAGCCUCUGAGAUCUUCUUCGUCCUCAAAAGUUUGAAGUCAAAUUGACACCCAAAAAUAUCUGAUGGAGGUACUUAAUUUGGAGAACGUUUGCCUCAAAAUGUUGUACCUAGAAAUAACAUAUAGAAGAAAUUGAGGGAUUUAUAUGGUGAUACUUUUCUCCUUUUGGUUUCUGUUUAUAGCUUCUGUCUGCCAACAGUUUCUUCCUUUCUUCCUUUUUCCCCAAAUAUUCAGUGUCUUCUUUGCUUAAAAGACUUACAGAUACCAAUAAGAGUAAUUUAAAAGCUUAAACUAAAGUCUAGGGAAGUGUAAUAUGACCAUUUUAUUUCAUGGGAACAUGAAAUCCCUAUGGGUGUUAUUCAGUUUUUAAAAUGUUUCCCCCUCUGUUUUCUGGUAAGAAAGACAGAAUAUAUUUCUUCAGAAUAGAAAAUCAGACAUUUUGGAAAUAGAGAUAUAACCAUUUUAUCAUUCACCUUACAACACUGACAACAUGAUUUUUGCAUCAGGUUCUUUUAUAUAGAGAAAUUAGUUUAUGCAUAAAAUUUUUUUCUGAUGUUGAAGUUGAAAUUAAACAAUAAACAUACAGGUGGUCUUGCUAAUAGCUUUUCUGUCUGGGUUUGCUGUGUCUGAUGGCUUAACUCAGUUUUACAUGAGUAAGCUUUACAUAAGCUUUUGUUAAGCUUAUAUAAUGUUAUUUUACUAAGCUUUUAUGCAAUAGUUCUGAGGUUUUUUUAAGACUUGUUUUCUUGGUUUUAUUUUUAAAAAUAAUUUGCUAUUAAAGAGAACUAGCGUACGGAUAUUCAUGUGUUUUGUUUCAUAUCAACGCCUCUGAUGCUAAGUCUGUCUUUGGGUGACUGACUUUAUAAACCUGGUGAUUUUGCAGCUGAUAAGAUUCUCCCAUAAUUAGAACUUUAAAAAAUAAAAAUCAGGUUUGCUAGUCUUCACAUUGCAGCUGUGAAAGGGAAAAAAAAAAAAAGAAAAAAAAAGAAAAAGAAAAUAUGCUGACAAUUUAGCUGUUACAUAGUUAUAAAUGUAAGUUACAAAUGUAAGAAUAACAGCGCAGUUAAACUGGCCACUGCUUUUUAAUGUCAUCGUUCAGGUUAGGACUGCAUUAUCAAUAUGUAUAUAUUGUUCAGCUAACACUCAACAAAUAACAUGAUUUUAUCUGUUCACUUGUAAUGCUUAAGAAAACUACCAAAACUUCUAGAUAUCUCGCUGCUGAAGUUCCUAAUUUCAGCAAAGUGUUAAAGCAUAUGCUUAAAUCGCAUAGGACUGCAGUUUUCAUUAAACUUUAUCUAAUGCUUUGGUGCUUUGACAUGUCAGAGACAAAAUAAAAUUAGUUU